CUAGAGUACUGGCUAAGCCCCAGGGCACUGUGUUUUUGGGUGCUACUUUGUACACAUAUUUAUCUUUUUGUGUACAUCUAUUUUGCCUGAUGUAGGGGAGGGCCACUCAUAGCAGUGACUUUUUUCAUUUUACACUCCUUUUCCCUGUUCCCCUUUCCACAAUAGCUGCAAUGUAAUGUUCCAGUAGUGCAAGGCUUUGCAAAUUUGGCUCAAUGAGACAUGGAGCAAACAGCUUUUCAGACAGCUUCAUCUCAGCUGUCAGAAGGGGCAGUUUGGUCUCCGUGCAAGCAGUACUCACAUUCCAAACUGCAUUAGGAAAAAGCUGCUGGGUUUUUAUGCAUUUUUAUUAUCAAUUCCAGAUUAGAAAUCUGAUACAAUUUUUUUUCUUAAAGCCUGUGUUUGGAGUACAGCUUAUAUUCUAAAACAAAACCAGGAUUGUGAUGGUUUUCUCUCACUAGAUUGCUCUUAUUUUGCUCUGCUUUUUUCCCCUCUCCCUGGCUUUACUCCAAGGACCUUUUCUGCUUUUUGUUACACUCUCAAGAUGAAGUAUCGGAUGGUUACAGCACUGCUGGUAGCACUGGUACAGGUUUCAGAGAAUUUCCCUGCCUUGUACCACCAAGGCUGGUGGAGGCUGCUGAGGGAAAGAGAUAGUUGUGGAAAAUGUGAUUUGGAACUCUGCUCUGAGCCCAAGGACUGUCCAGCCGGGGCUGUGCUGGAUCGCUGUGGCUGCUGUCUGGAAUGUGGGAAUGUGGAAGGUCAGAUCUGUGACUUGGACCAGGGCAAUCAUUUUUAUGGGCAAUGUGGGGAUCACCUUGAGUGCAGGUUGGAUGUUGAUGAAGCAAGGUUUGGGGAAGUCCCUGAACCCCAGUGUGUGUGCAAAUCUCAAGAAAGCAUCUGUGGACCUAAUGGGAAAACCUACGAAAACAUCUGUCAGUUCAACAAGGAUUACGCUGCGAAAAGAAACAUCAGCAUGAAACAUAAAGGGCCAUGUGAAUCAGCUCCUGUUAUUUCUAUGCCACCUCAGGAUGCCCAGAAUUACACUGGCAAUGAUGUCAUUUUUGGCUGCGAGGUGUCGGCCUAUCCUAUGCCACAACUUGAAUGGAAAAAAAAGGGGAACAAAAUGUUUCUGCCAGGAGAUGACACCCAUGUCUCCGUUCAGGCAAGAGGUGGGCCUCAGAAGUAUGGUGUGACUGGCUGGCUGCAGAUUCAAGGCCUCAAAAAAUCAGAUGAAGGCAUUUAUAUCUGCCAUACCAAAAAUAAGCAUGGUGCAACGUAUGCCUCUGCAAGAUUGAAAGUCAUUGAUGUCCCGUCUCCUGCAUUUGCAUUUACUGCUGGUAGUAAAAGCGCAAGCUACAGCAUUGAAUACGAGGAGUAUUAUGACAAUUCUGAUGAAGAAGAUGAUGAAGAAUAUGAAUCCGGGAACUAUGAUAAUGAAAACAAUUCUGAAUAAUAAUUUUUAUACAUCUCUUGUCCAAAUAUUUUAAACACUGUUAUAUUUACCAAUAGUCUCUGCUCCCUAAAUGGCUCCUCUGAUAACACACAUACUCACUUGUGUAUCCACCUUCCUGAAAUGCAGCUUUGGAUGAAGUGUAUCAUGCUACUCACUAGAAAUAAGAACAGUUGUAACAUCAUAUAUUAAGACUAUGAAAAAAAAAAGCUUCAGCCUGGACCUUUCUACUAAUUAUGCCAAAGGGAUGCAAUUUUAUAUUAAUUUUUACAUUAUCUUGUAAUUUCUUUCACACAUUCUAAUUUGUCGAGCAAAAAUGCCAAUAGUUAAACAAUUUUUUUUAAAUUAAUUUUAUUCUUAUCCGUAAAGUACUAAGAAAUAUCAAGAGAUUGUUCACAUGGCAAUAAGCCUAAGUAAGUAUGGAGGUUGCAAAACAGUCUUUAAACUCCUUAGUUCAUGUUUUCUCAUAAGUUUCAGCAGGAUCUUCCUUCUCAUUUGAAAUUUUCCAUGUCUCAUCAAAGGCGAAUUAUCAGUCUUGUGGGGGAUGAUUUUGUUUGCGGUAGUGGGAUUUCGAAGUUUAUGUUUAAGAAAUUGUUUAAAAUAGUUGUAAUGGUUUGUUCCUAUUCACCCCUGUUCAGUUUUCCUAAUAGUCUCUCCCCAAAGUUGUUUUUCACCUGUUUUCCUGCUUUUCCCUAUGUCAGUCCUAGUGUAUACCUCCCUUAUUUCCAGAUCCUUCCCUGUCCAUCCUCCAAAUCCUGUCCCUGCAGUUUGUCUGUCAUUAUUUGCUACACCCAUUCAUCUAGAAGCUUCGUUGUCAGUUAUGAUAUUUUCUUUCACUCAUUGGCAUAUUAAGUAUGCACUCUGCCCUUCCCCUUCCCUACUGGUUUUAUGUUUACAUAUAUCCACCCCAUACUCCUCCUAUCUAGCCCUUGAUUUGUUGUUAGGCUGUCUCCCCCCUGAGGACAGCCUCCCUUUAAAAGUCGCCCUUUUUCUCAACUUCGCGUCCUUUGCCUCUGCCCUCCCUUCGAGUUGUUGAGCUGUGUCACCUGUGCUGCUCCCUGCGCGGGGAGAAAUAAAGACUGCUCGGAGACGCA
Messenger RNA from Lonchura striata (white-rumped munia), 2541 nucleotides. RefSeq names its product kazal-type serine protease inhibitor domain-containing protein 1. Gene Ontology annotation, cellular component: extracellular region. Lineage: Eukaryota; Metazoa; Chordata; Aves; Passeriformes; Estrildidae. Gene Ontology annotation, molecular function: insulin-like growth factor binding. Gene Ontology annotation, biological process: regulation of cell growth; regulation of signal transduction. The record is from RefSeq and is a predicted model, not a curated record.